ACGAUAUGGAAGUUCAACCCAGAACAUUAUUCAAGGAGAAAGAGGUCAACUUCGAAGACCUUGAAAAUGUCUUCAGCACCGGUCCAAUAUAUUCCCCUGAGUUCAAAGAUGAAUUGACGAACAGGGAGUCCAGCCAGAAGCACCCUGAUCUAGGGCAAUUUGAUAAAAAUUAAUGUCGAACAAGAACUAAAAGAGAUGAAUGAGAUCUACCAUUGCCUGGCAAAGAAAGAUUCCCAGAAUGAUGAUAUCCCGGAAGACCUCAGAAAAGCAGUUUAUGCAAAAUACGGCAAAGAGCCUGAUAGUGAUGAUGAUGAAGACAUAGAACAAUUCCAGAAGGAUUAUAAAGUUCAUAGCAAUGAGCAAUUCGUCUUAGUGUCCAAGAAUGGAAAGAAAGGCUCUGGACCAAAGGAUCCUAAUGAAGAUUACGAGGGGCAGAACAUCCACCUCAAUAUUCAUGAAGACCACUUUAUUGACCCUUGUGGUAAAAAUGAAGAGAAGAAGGAAGAAAAUGGAGCCGCAGGCACACAACCUGAAGAAGAAGACAAAGGGGAUGAGGUCGAGAAUGACUGAUUCAACAAAGUCUUAGGCCAACCAUCUUUUAAAAGAGAGAAACGUCUCUGAGACAUCGUUGAAGAGGUUACCCUAAAGGACUUCGAAACCAUCAGAUUCCUCGGAAAUGGAGCUUAUGGAAAGGUAAACUUAGUAAAAUGAAAAAUAAAUGAUAAGCAGUAUGCCAUGAAAAUACUAGACAAAGAGAAGAUUUCGAAGAGGGAUAAAGUAGAGAAUGUGUUCAGAGAGAAGGACAUCAUGUUCGAACUUGAUCAUCCAAAUAUAUGCAAACUAGAAUGAGCUUUUCAAAAUGAAUCAUCUCUGUUCUUUGUUCUCGAAUACGCACCCAAUGGUGAUCUCUCUGGUCUCAUCAAGAAGGAAAAGCUAAAAGUUGAAUUAAUUAGAAUCUUUGCUAGUGAGAUUAUAAAUUCUUUGGAGGAAUUAAGAACAAUAAAGGUGGUUCAUAGAGACCUCAAACCUGAAAAUAUUUUACUUGAUCGUAAUUGCCACAUCAAAAUCACCGACUUUGGAGAUUCGAAAAAGAUUGAUAUUGAUAAGGUCCAUAUAAGGCUUCAGAGAGAAAGCUUUAAACCAGAUGUUCCAUACAAUGAAAAUUAUAGUGUGGAUCCAGAAUUUGAAGAGAAUUUUAAUAUAGAACCAAUGAAUUAUGAAGAACCUGAAAAUGAGAAAGAGAAGAACAGAGAAAGAGAUAAUUCCUUUGUAGGAACACCAUUAUAUGUAUCGCCAGAGAUGCUAAAUCAUAACCUUGCUGCAUAUUCUACAGACUUAUGGGCAUUUGGAUGAAUUUUAUACCAAUGAGCUUGCGGAGCUCCACCCUUCAAUGGGUUCACAGAACAACAAAUUUACGAUAAGAUUGUCAACAAGAAAAUAUUCUAUCCAGACUUCUUAGACCCAGUCUUGAAGGAUUUAAUUGACAACUUAAUUCAAGUAGAUCCAAAAGACAGGUUAGGCUCUGCUAUUACUAAAGAUAAUGGAAUCGAUAAACUCAAAGGCCACCCUUUCUUUGAAGGAAUUGACUUUGAGACUGUACACAAAACCACAAUAGAGAUAUCAGAAAAAUACAGAAAAUCUCUGGAAGCAGAGAGUAAAGCUGGUGACCAUCCAUUUAAGAGCUUAAAUACAGUAUCAGGUGACUUUUUCAAUGAUUCAGAUGUCAUUCCUAAAGCUCAAGAAGGAGGACUUAAGCUUCAGAAGAAUUACACAGAGAAUGACAGUAAAGCGAAUCAGCCAAAAAUGCCUGCUCUUAAGACAGCUGAAUCAGCAAAGCUUCCUAUGAUUACUAAGUCUGAUAUCCUUCUUAACUGUAAAGGGGACGUAUACAAACAAUCGAUCGUUGAAAAAUAAGAACAAAUGGACAUUCUACCAAGAUAGGCUCCUCAAAUUAACCAAAGAUUUCAGAUUAAUGUACUUUAAAAAGGAAGUCUACCGAGGAGAUAUCACUCUGUCAAAACAAGUUUCUGUACGAAAAGUCAAGAUCCAUGAAUUCGAGAUAAUAACACCACAUAAGUUGUUCCAUUUCCGAUGCAAGCAAGGUGAUAGCGCAAGCGAGUGGGUCAACCUCAUUAAAGCAGUCAUUAAGGAGAAGAAGAGAAGAGAUAAAGAAGCAGGUAGAAAAUAAAUCUAUC
Molecule: messenger RNA, 2195 nt
Organism: Moneuplotes crassus
Lineage: Eukaryota; Ciliophora; Spirotrichea; Euplotida; Euplotidae
Source: the annotation of a GenBank genome assembly